AUGCCACCCAAACGCAAACUCAGCACCUUCGACCCCCCAAGCGACACCAACCUAACCCUCUUCCUUAAACACACCAUCCACACCAUUCUCCUCCUCGUCCCUCCCACCCAAACCCUCCCUCAACUCCUCACUCUGCUUCUCUCCACCCUUCAAGAACGCUACCCAGAAGGUCUCUCUCCUCUCCCCUCCCCCGGAAACCCCGCAUCAAAAGCCACCACCACCCUCUCCUCUACUACCACCACUCCCACAGAGCGCAGAAUUCCCCUCCCGGAAUCGAUCAAAAAUAUUGCGUUAGCCGUGCCACUUGAUCCCCAUGAUUUGAAAGCGGGAUGGACGGAGUUGCGGUUGGGACUAGGGGAUACGUUGGAGAGUGUGGGGGUUAGGGAGGGGGGUGUGUUGGCGUUUAGGUUUUUGGGGGAGGGGGAGGAGGAGGGAGAAGGAGAGUUUGAGGUUGCGUGGCCGAGUUAUGAGAUUUAUGAUGAGGGGGAUGAGGGGGAUGAGGGUGAGGAGGCGGAGGAGAGGACGUUGGCGGGGGGUGAGGAGGGUCUUUGA
Molecule: messenger RNA, 552 nt
Organism: Botrytis porri
Lineage: Eukaryota; Fungi; Ascomycota; Leotiomycetes; Helotiales; Sclerotiniaceae
Exons: 2
Coding region: 1-552 (183 amino acids)
Source: RefSeq, a predicted model, not a curated record